This is a messenger RNA of Pteropus alecto (black flying fox), 6547 nucleotides long. It is a transcript of the gene FAM168A, whose product is annotated as family with sequence similarity 168 member A. The transcript is spliced from 10 exons. The coding region runs from base 471 to 1205 and encodes 244 amino acids. Gene Ontology annotation, biological process: positive regulation of base-excision repair. The record is from RefSeq and is a predicted model, not a curated record. Lineage: Eukaryota; Metazoa; Chordata; Mammalia; Chiroptera; Pteropodidae.
UUGUGGUCCUUGCACGCUAAGGCUGUGGGACGUGUCGCGGUGCUGCGCCGCUUCUUCCCCGCCCUUCUUAUAGGUUCCCCCCCUUCCCUUUGCCUCCUCCUCUCUCGCCCGCAGCCGAGCGUCCCCUCCCCCCACCCGUCGGGCUUCUCGGCGGCUACUGCAGAGGAUUCAGAGCCGAGUCGCUGAAGAGGAGGAGGCUCCUGGUUCCUGCGCGCCAUCCGCCACCUUACUGGACACGGGCGAGGGAGCGAGAGCGUUGCUUCUUUAGCCUACAGAGAAGACAAGGGCAUCGCCGCCUCAGCCACCGCCGCCGCGGUUUUCGUCUGCAGCGGCUCGCCGAUUGGGGCUUUGUUUUAGACAUUUCACUUUGAUAAACUUACCAAACACAGCUCUGGCUAUUCUUGAGGAGCCUCAGAGGUCUAUGACAUGUUGGAAUUUCCUACUUUCCUGAGGAUCCUUAGUCUUCCACAAUGAACCCUGUUUAUAGCCCCGUGCAGCCUGGGGCUCCUUAUGGCAACCCUAAGAACAUGGCCUACACAGGUUACCCAACAGCCUACCCAGCAGCGGCCCCUGCCUACAAUCCCAGCCUAUACCCCACCAAUAGCCCCAGUUAUGCUCCAGAGUUUCAGUUCCUGCAUUCAGCUUAUGCAACUCUGCUGAUGAAACAGGCCUGGCCACAGAACUCAUCCUCCUGUGGCACUGAAGGCACCUUCCACCUCCCAGUGGACACCGGGACCGAGAACCGAACUUACCAAGCAUCCUCUGCGGCUUUCAGAUAUACUGCGGGGACACCAUACAAGGUCCCACCGACCCAGAGUAAUACUGCUCCACCCCCCUACUCCCCAUCACCCAACCCCUAUCAGACGGCCAUGUAUCCAAUCAGAAGUGCCUACCCCCAGCAGAAUCUGUAUGCCCAGGGAGCCUACUACACACAGCCGGUAUACGCUGCGCAGCCCCACGUCAUCCACCACACCACGGUCGUCCAGCCCAACAGCAUUCCCUCUGCUAUCUACCCGGCACCUGUUGCUGCCCCCAGGACCAACGGCGUGGCCAUGGGCAUGGUGGCCGGCACCACCAUGGCAAUGUCUGCAGGUACCCUGCUGACUGCACCCCAGCACACCGCAAUUGGGGCACACCCUGUUUCCAUGCCAACAUACAGGGCCCAAGGGACCCCUGCGUACAGCUAUGUGCCCCCGCACUGGUAAAGCCUGCAGCCCAUCCAAAUCUGGAGUCACAUUGUAUGCAACUACUCAAGUCUUACACAGGUGCUGGAGCAGUUCCCUAGCAGCACCACCUCUAUUUGCAAGAAGAGACAACGGAAGUGCAAGGGUCACUUUAUGCAUCUUUAACGGUUUUGAUUUUUAUUUUUGGUUUUUGUAAAAGCUGCUUUUUCUAAUCUCCUGCCUCUCCCCACUUUCCCCUUCUUAGCCACUGCCCUUCCGGCUCUACCCGCCUCCUCCUGUAUGACCAGGCACAUCCUCUCUGAUCUUUCCUUCCUCAAGCAUCCAGUCCCCGAUGAUCCUGUCUAGUGGCAGGUAGAGAGUGGGGUUUAUUGCAGUGGUUCAGCUGAAGGCAUGAUUUCCUUUAAAGAGCAUAAUAGCUGUGGCUCUCGGGUCCAGGGUGGGAACUCAGAGCUGUUCAGUAGGCCACAUCUCUGGGGGAUUGUUUCUUUUAUUUUUCUCAAGCAAGAUUAGUUUAGGACAUUACCAUGUCCUGACACAAAUGAAAUGUCUUCUGAGAACCAUCGCAACAGACCAAGAACAAAACCACCUGAUUAGGUAGGAGUGUUCAUAGCAGCUUAAUACCCCGGGUAGGAACCUGGGGAAACCAGAUUCAUUCUUUGGGAGAACUUGGGUGGGGUGGGGUUGCGGGGGAAAGCACUAUGGGAGGGAAGAGGGAGAGAGGCGCUCGCCUGCUGGCUUUGGUUUCUAAGGUCUCUGGCCAAAUUGUCUGGGCCUAGACCUUCUGAUUUGCACAGUAAUGUAAACUGACCUGGCACUUCCUCAGAAGGUGAUUUUGACCUCAGACCUGCCAAGCAGCUGCAUGGUGGUGAGAUCCCAGCCUCCCAAAGCCUUGGAAGGACAGGUGCCCUGUGUAAUCUAGAUCUUGGCCUCUGAGCCUUCGUGGACCCACUCUGACGAGGAGCUUCCUCCUGAUUAGAGUGAGAACCUAUGGCAUUUCUCUCCUUUCUCUCUGCUCUUCCCAGUGCCAGGGCUCACCCAUCUGUCCCUGGGACUGGCAGGCAGGCCAGGCUCUUGGUUACCUUUUGCCAUUCACAGCCAAAGUGAAGGAACCACAUUCCAGGUGGGUGCUGGUGGCUCUGAAGGUCAGUAUAGUGAAGGAAAAGCAAUAGCAAUAAACAUUUCAUAGACUCAUGGAACUGAAGGGACCUUAGCAAUCAUCUCAUCCAUUCCCCUAUUUGACAGACGAGGAAGCUGAGGCCCAGAGAAGAAGAAAGGACUUCCUUAGACCUCACAAUAAAUUAGCAUUAAAUGCAGCCUUCCUACCUAGGGGCAUGUUGCCCACAAAAAUUUGCCUAGGGACGGAUUGGCUUGGUUUUGUAAAAAUUAAGUCAGCAGUGCCCAUACCUGGUGAGCUCUGGGACAGUAUCUGGGCUUUUGUUUCUGCUCUUUUCCUCCCGGACUUCAAAGGCAGGGGUUGAAGACUGGGCAGAGGUCACAUGGGGGCAGAUGGCAGGAACAGAAAUUGCAAAUGAAAAAGUAGCAUUUGGAAAUUCUGUGAAGACACCUGGAAAUUUCAUCCUAUACCUGAUUCCAGCCCUAGGAGGAGCAGGUGGGCUGGCCAAAAAGCAGUCUGUGCUUUUAGGACAGUAGCCCCUCGUCUUGAGAGAAGGGUAUGGAUGGGACCCAGGAGACAUGGAAUCUCCUGGGAGAAAAGUGUUCCCUGGGUCAGGAGGUUCUGCUAGUGUCAGCCAAGAGCUUGGCUGUCCGGCACUGUCCCCCUCCACCCAGCACUUGGCUGGGCCAGCAGCCCCUCUAGUGGGGGUUGGAACAUUUUACUGUACAAAAUUGGAUCAUUGAUAACAUUUGGGACUUUUAAUAACUCUCUUCAUUUUAAAUUCAUGCAAACUUGGACCUACCCCUACCUCCCAUGUCUCCCUAAAGGAGGAAAAAAAAUCAGGAACCCUUGGGCCAGAAGGACCUCAGAGGCUGUCUGGCUAUUCCCAGGAGGGCAAAGCCCAUCAGCAUCCUUAACCCAGAGCCAGGAGUUGGGUGGGCCCACCUUUUUGGUCUUCCAGGGACUUGUAGUACCAGUAAGGAGAAGCCUAGCUAUUCUAAAUGGUCUGUUCUGGGGUGCUGAAGAAAUUUAUGUUAAAACAACAAAGUUUUCCAGUGUUAAUCCAUUUUUUGCAAAUACCUCCUCCUCUCUGGUUUUGUAAGGAUGGGUGAAAGUUGUUUUAGAUUGUCAUACAUGUUUGGAAAAUGCCAAAAUAAUAAUAGGAAACCUUCGCAUUUGUUAGGUGCUUUGUAGAUUUCAGAACACUUCCCAGCCUUUAAUUUACUAGUCGAGAGGGAGAGGAAGAGAGAGAACAGGGUCAGUUACUACACCCAUCUGACAAGUAAGGAUACUGGUUCUAGAAGGAACUUGCCCAAAGUGAGCAGAAUGCUGGCAUCCUGACAGGCUUCCCUGAACCCUGCUGCCUCCAUAUGGGCUAGAGUAGAACCACAGAGAGCAGGGGAAAAAGAGGAGACCUAGGAAUGACCUUGUUACUUUUGUUCUUUCUACACCAGUAAGUAAAAACUAACAUCUAGUAUCUUACAGUUCACAAAGCGAUUCCACAUCCAUUCUCUGAUAUAACCCUGUGAAAUAGAUUAUUUCUCCCAUUUAAUCCAUGAGGAAACUGAGACUCAGAAAAGCAAAGUGACUUGCUCAUAAGUGGCAGAGCCACUCGAAUGAAUCCCAGUCUGUCUGCUGUCUCUUUCUCUCCAGGCUGACUGAAACAUCUAUGCUCUGCACCCUCUCUUGAUCCUAGUAUGUAAUUCAAGAUCAAAGACAAGGCCCCAAGGCAUAAACAAGGGGCAGAAAGGCUGUGGUCUGGAAGAGCCCAGGCCUAGCACCUAUUUUUCAGUAUGAGCACCGGAGCCCCAGUUCAGCUGGCCUCUCCCUCUUGCUUUGAUGGAGAUCCACAAGCCUGGCCAAGCUUGGGGAAUCAUUGCAAAGGGACUGAGCCAAGAGAGCAGGGGCAGCAGUGUGCUUCUGGUAGGAUGAGCACACCUGGUAGGCUCACAGGUAUCUGCUGGGCAUCAUCCAAAGGUACUGGGUGGCCCAGUGGUCAAGUUGGACAGAAGGUCAGGGCUGGAAGGGCCUUAUCAUUAUAGGAAGGCCAGCAAGCCAGAGAGGACAAGGGGUGUGCCAACAUAACAGUGAACUGCAGUGCUGGCACCCACAUGCAAACCCCUCUCCCCACUCCACUGCCUCCCCAGUACCACCAGCUUGGUGGUCAGGGUUAGGGGUAUAGGUGGUUCAAGUUACCAACCUUCUUCACUCCUGCCUCCUUCCUCUCAUUAUCCUUGGGCCUAGGAAGCUGGAGUGCCCCCAAGUGGUGAGACUCUGAAACAAUCUGCAACAUUUUGCAAAUUUUAAUUUCUAUCCCAUGAGAAAGGACAGUUGCUGCCGCUCUUCUCUCCUGGCAGUGACCCAGAAGUGAUAUCCCCUUCCCUAAACAUUGAACAAGGACACACCUAUCCAGAGUGCUUUUUGUGUACAAAGUCCUUUGACAUUGCCAAAACACCCAUUUUAUAGAUGGGAAAAAAGUCUCAGAAAGCUUAAGAGACUUGCCAAAGGUCACACAGCUCAGAAGAGGAAGAGUCAAGAUUUGAAUUCUUCAAAUCCUCUGCUCUUUCUGCUGGCACCUGCUGGGUCUGAGUGGUAGGCAUGAAGAAGGAAUAAGCUGCCUGUCCCCCCCAGGGGUGAGGACCAGGACUUAGAGGGUGCACGGUCCUUACUCCUUAUCCCAACUCUUAUCUCUGGUCAUCCAAAUUGUUCCAAGUUUGAGGUAGCUUACUCCCAGAGGUUUAGGGGUGGUCCUUUGGAGGGACUUGGCUUUGUUCUGAAUGGUCUUCAGAAAUGAAUCACAUCGGGCUUAAAGUAGGGCAGGCCUCCUGGUCACCAAGUUCUGGUGUCAUUGUGCAGACAGGAUGGCCAGAAUCUCAGUGAGGCACUGGCUUAGCCAGGCCUGGAGACCUGCAUAUCAGAUUCUUCAGCUCUGCUCCCGCCAAAGAGGGAGGGCCUAGAAAGCUUGGUUCUUGGUCAUGGUUACAACAUUCUGACUAGAUUAAUCAUUUAGAUGUCACCAUGGCAUCUCUCCUCAAUUGCAGUUAAAAGUACAUAGCAGCUCUGCUUUUCUAGCUUGUAUUCUACCACAUCACUAUAGCAUAUGUACGUUGUCCCCAGCCAACUGCCAAGCUUGGAAAUCUGGAAGGGUUAGGUCAGGCAGUGGAGUGAGCAAGGAGGAAGCAUGUUGCAUGCCGGUGCACAGCCCUAGGGGAUUCCAGGCCCAACCCACCUCCAGAAGCAGGAUCACAGUGGAAGAAACCCUGCCAGGCUAACAUCAGAUUCCACACCUGAGCCUCUGAGAGCAAUCUCCUGUGGGCAUGCCAGACUGGCUGCAGGAUUUGUCCUUUACCUUUCCUAGAAAACUAAUUUCUGAAAUUCUAAUUUCUGAGUUUCAUGGUUCCAGGGUCCAGCCUUCAAAAUUCCUGCAGGCCAUCUUCAACAUUCCAUAGCCAGCCUUGCCUGAGCCAGACUCAGGUCCCACUCCUUAGUUUCUUCAGUGGGUAUUUUCAUCUUGCAUGCUGUUGAGUCUAGCCCAGUGACCAAAUGAGAAACACAGGAGUUAGGACUGGCUGCCACAAAGCCUGAAAGGGAAACUAGAGCUCUUGGUUGCUGUGGCAGUUUGAGGCCCUCUACCCAUUCCAUUCCUGGUAGAGGGGUAUUUUCUUUCCUGAAGAGAACAGAUACAACAGCUUUGCAGAUAAGUACCAGCCCACAGGAUUCAAAUGGGUGAAAUCAUCUUUGAGCUUGACCCAGCAAGACCAGCAUCUCCAGGCUCCAGCCUUUCUCUUCAAGCCUGAGAAUUGGAAAGAGUUCUCGAGACUGUCCAGAGACCACCUUCUCAGGUCCACCAGUUUAUCUGGAUCUGUGGUAGGACUCAAGCUUCUCCUUACCAAGGGGAGUUAAGACCAGGCCUCUAGCAACUCGGAGUUGUCUUUAACAACCUUUAAAGGCCCAAGGGCCUGUCCCCAUCUCCUGACUAAAAAGCAUCUGCAUUCAUUUCAUAUCACAUGACAGAAACGUGUUCUCAUGGCAUGUAACAUCCCUGUGAGAGUGUUGUAUAUGAUUUUGUAUUUUUUAAUUCAUUUUAAUCUACAGGUUGGAAUCUAAUUUUUAAAUUUUAUUGGAACUCACAUUUUAAAAGGAAAAACAUUUAAAAUAAUAAACCUUUGACCAGUGUCUUCCAAGUAGUUUGAUCAAAGAACUUAUAGGUGUUUUCAAAACAGCCUGGAGUAUAAAGAUUGGAAAGCCC